AUGCGGAGACCAGAAGUCUCAAGAGUCCUGGAGAGCAAGGAUGCUAGCUUGACAGAAGGUGACAGUGCUGGUGAUGAUCAGAGGCGAGCAGACUUGAGAGAGAUUUGGGAGGUAGACUCAGAAAGAUGUGGGGAUAGAUUACCUAUUGGAGGAAAGGAGAAAGGGGAGCACACGGUGGUGGUAAAAGAGAGCAGGAAGAAUGACUUCAUGUACAAACAGGAACCUCAGUCUUUUUUCAGGUUCCGGUCUCCCAGUGUUAUGCAGCACUUAGCUCAUGAAGUUGAUGUAAGGAUUAAACAGGAUGAUAUAUGUAAAGUUCUUAGACUCAUGCGUGACAGGUACAGGAUGAAGAUGGGAGGAAAACAGAAAAGACAACAUCUAUGGAAUGUUCCACAGAUUCCUUGCAUUCGAGUCCCUCACUCUGUCUCUGAUAUUUCACUGUUGAAGGACCUAACCCAAGGGCAGCAGCGCUACUUUUACAGCAUCAUGAGGAUUUACGAUGCCAGGGCCCAGUGGGUGGCCCUGCAGACCUGCUAUGUUCAUGGGCUUCAGCAACAGCAGCUGCUUGGCUAUAUUACUCAACAGGAGGCCUUGCCUUGUGCUGCCUUACUUAGAGAUUCAACCAAAAGAGCCUCAGCCAAGGCAGGUUGUCAUAGAACCAUCUCCCAGAGAGCCUCAGGCAGGACAAGAACACGGCCCUCAGCACUACCUGUGUUUCUGGUUCCACUCAGGGCCCAAAGCACAGGGCUCUGAUCCCUCAGGACCAAGGCUUUGCACAAGCUCUGA
Messenger RNA from Mesoplodon densirostris (Blainville's beaked whale), 786 nucleotides. RefSeq names its product family with sequence similarity 216 member B (gene FAM216B). The record is from RefSeq and is a predicted model, not a curated record. NCBI's taxonomy places the organism in Eukaryota, Metazoa, Chordata, Mammalia, Artiodactyla, Ziphiidae.